CCUGGCGCCGCGCACCAAAGGCUAAACCUGCCCAGGGACAGCAGCCGAUGCCUGGCUCGGCGGCGACGACAACGCCGACGGCGGCGUCGCAGCGGCCAGGGCUCGCGCCGCCCAUGGCGGCCGGGGGCGCUGCUUGUGCGGCUGUGGCGGUUGAGGCGUGGCGGGGGCGGGUGCUCGAGAGCGUGGGCGGGCUGGACGGCGUGCUCGACACGCUGCUGCGAAACCUGGCGCUGUUACUCGAAGGCGGCAAGGGCGCCGUCCGCGGCGUGAUCCUGCACGGGCCGCCCGGGUCGGGCAAGUCGCACCUGGCGGGGGCCCUCGCGGCGGCCGCCGCCGGGGCGCCGUGCGCCGUCUGCGGCCCAGUGGACGUCUCCGCCGCCCUGUCGGGCUCGGCCCGCACGGUCCAGUCGCUCUGCGGCGCGCUGGCAGGGGCCACCCGCGGCGCGCGGCGGGCGGCAGAGGGCGGGGCCGCCGCCGUGGUGGUGGUGCUGGAGCGCGCCGAGGCGCUGUGUGCCGUGGGGGAGGAAGAUGAGGGCCGCGGCACGCGACUGGAGCUUGUCAGCGUGGUGAUCGACCUGCUGCUGGCGGAGCUGCGGCUCUGGCGGGACGAGUCGCUGCCCGCAGUGUUGCUCGUCCCUUGGGCAGCCAAGGCAUCAGUCCCGAGCGAGUUCCUUGGCGGCCUCUUCGAUCGAAUCGCGCUGCCCGUCCCGCUCUCCAGGGCGCAGCGCCGGGCGGUGCUGGCCGCGAGCUCGAGGGAACUGCCGAUCGCUGACAGGGAGGCGGUGCUGGACCGCGAGGCUGGGUGACCAAGGGCCAAGAGCUUGCCUACUGCCCACGCUGGGAUUGCACGG
Molecule: messenger RNA, 851 nt
Organism: Prorocentrum cordatum
Lineage: Eukaryota; Dinophyceae; Prorocentrales; Prorocentraceae
Source: the annotation of a GenBank genome assembly